This is a messenger RNA of Colletotrichum phormii, 1074 nucleotides long. Its product is annotated as RmlC-like cupin domain-containing protein. The record is from RefSeq and is a predicted model, not a curated record. The transcript has 2 exons. Lineage: Eukaryota; Fungi; Ascomycota; Sordariomycetes; Glomerellales; Glomerellaceae. The coding region runs from base 1 to 1074 and encodes 357 amino acids.
AUGGGCCCGCAACCAAUCGAUAGACUUGAGUUGCCCUCUGGCACGACGCAUCGACCGUACUCGCUAGCACAACUCUCUGGCGAAAUAAUCCACGUCCCUUUGUCAAAAUCGAUUGUCCGUCUUCUAGUCACUGGAGAAGAAACCGAUAAGGCGUUUGCAGUUGUAGCUCUCGCUGGUAGCGGCAGUGAUCCCAUUGGGUUCCAUUGCCAUCGGGAAGCUCAUGAUACAUUCUUAUGUCUCAGAGGCUCUGUCAACAUUUGGGCAGGAGACAAAUGCAGAACUCUGGGGCCAGGAGAUUACGGAAGUGUUCCUCCAAACACAAUUCACCAGUACCAAGUUCUUGGGGAUCACUCCGAGUUCACUGGUUUGAUUUUCCCUGGCGGAUGGGAAGAAUUCUUCAGAGAUCUCGGAGAACCCUGGUCGGGACCUGUCUUCCCCUACACGGACGAUCGAAACCCACUUGAUGUCCUUGUACCAAAGCUUCAGUGGGCACACGGGAAUCACGAUGUGGUUCUGGUGCCAGAACAUCCUUUUAUUGAACCCCGACCAUGGCCCGAAAAUGAGGAUGAUAGUCUACCUGGCACCUUGGAACCUUACUUCCUGAAGAAUGAUAGGGGCACCAAGUACCUCGUGGGAGGGCUCAUCAUGAAGCCGUUGGGUACCACGGCUGAGUCUGCAGGAAAGUUCUCUAUCGCGAGCAUAGGAGGUUCAUCUUACCACAAAGGCGGCAUCUUCGAUUCUACUUUCAUCAAGUUUCAGGGAGUUCAUCAUUGCUUCUAUGUCACUGACGGCCUCGUAGAGGUAGAAGUUCGGGGUGCUGUAAAUGGGAUAUCACAACUCUCCGCCGGCGAGUCAGUCUUCAUACCUGCGGGUCUCGAGUUUCGGUUCCGGUUCACAAGCAAGUUCCCACAAUUUUAUGUCUUCUGCAAUGCAGGUGGCCUGGUUGAGUUGCUCCGGGACGUUGGCAGAGAGUUUGCCGAACCUGUACCUCCGAAGACGGCUGAAGCUUGGGAUGAGGCGAAGCUGAAGAGUCAGGACCUUCAAAAAUCACUCGACUACUCGUUACAUAAUUGA